GACACAGCCAGAGCACUGAGAGAUAUCAGGUAUUGAUGUAAAUGGAGUAAAUAAGGGAACCUUCUUCCUGAGCACAGACAUUGGAGCCUGUUAUCAGCAUGAACUCAUAUGUGUUAGACAAUCACUUGAAUAGUUUAUACCCAUCCUUCACUACAGAAAGCUUCAGAAUGAUACCACAAACUCCAAAAGUCUUAGACACUAAUGACUAUUCACAAACAUUGGGGAUAUCAAAACAGAUAUUUAAAGGAGAUGAAGAAUUGUCAGGAACUGGGCAGCAAUCAUUAUGCACAGAGAGUAAUUUAGUCAUCAAACAAGAGGACAACAUUUAUGACUUAUCUAGUGAAAUGAUUAUUCCAGAGGAUAAACCACACACAUUUACUGAGUGUUCAAAACAUUUAAAAGAAGGGGAAAGUCUUAAGUCUAGCCAAAUGAUUCAUACAAAUAAGAAACCUUUCAAAUGUACAGAAUGUGAGAAAAGAUUCACAUGUAAUUUGCAUCUCCUUGAACACUACACAGUUCACACAGUUGUGAAACCUCACACGUGUACAGAAUGUGGGAGAUGUUUCACAUCUAAAGGAAGCCUUGAGUGUCACAAAAAUACCCACACAGGGGAGAAACCUUUCACAUGUAAUGAGUGUGGAAAAUGUUUUACACAAAAGGGUGUUCUGAAAAGUCAUGAAAGGAUUCACACAGGAGAAAAGCCUUUCACAUGUACAGAGUGUGGAAAAUGUUUUACACAAAAGAAUGUUUUGAAAAGGCAUGAAAGGAUUCACACAGGAGAAAAGCCUUUCACGUGUACAGAGUGUGGAAAACGUUUUACACAAAUGAGUAAUCUAAAAAGUCAUGAAAGGAUUCACACAGGAGAAAAGCCUUUCACAUGUACAGAGUGUGGAAAAAGUUUUACAUCUAUGAGUAACCUGAAUAAUCAUGAAAGGAGUCACACAGGAGAAAAGCCUUUCACAUGUACAGAGUGUGGAAAAAGUUUUAUAGAUAUGAGUAAUCUGAAAACUCAUGAAAGGAGUCACACAGGAGAAAAGCCUUUCACAUGUACAGAGUGUGGGAAAUGUUUUACACGUAAAAAUUGUCUGAAAACUCAUGAAAGGAUUCACACAGGAGAAAAGCCUUUCAAAUGUACAGAGUGUGGGAAAUGUUUUACACGUAAAAAUUGUCUGAAAACUCAUGAAAGGAUUCACACAGGAGAAAAGCCUUUCACAUGUACAGAGUGUGGAAAAUGUUUUAUAGAUAUGAGUAAUCUGAAUAAUCAUGAAAGGAGUCAUACAGGAGAAAACCCUUUCAUAUGUACAGAGUGUGGGAAAUGUUUUAUAGAUAUGAGUAAUCUGAAUAAUCAUGAAAGGAGUCACACAGGAGAAAAGCCUUUCAUAUGUACAGAGUGUGGGAAAUGUUUUACACAAAUGAGUAGUCUGAAAACUCAUGAAAGGAUUCACUAAGGAAGAAACCUUUCACAUGUUUAGAAAGUGGAAAAAAGGUUUUUAUUGAAAUCGGGUAUCACAUAACACCAAAUAUUUACACACAAACUUUAUAUACACAGCGUACAAACCUUUUUACAAUUAUCCUAGAGGACAAACUCUCUAAAUAGAAGCAUCAAAAAGGAUCCCAUUGUAAAUAAUACUUUCUAAUCCCAGUAAUAAAAGCCCCAGAUUAGAAGUGCUCUCCUGCUGUUCUUUGUUCCUCUAUAUAUGUGCACCUCAGUUUCUCUCAUAUCAAUGCGAUAGAAUCCAAACAGCACACAGGAAUAUACAAAUCUGUCCUCAUACUGACCAGUUUACACAACCAUUCAACACCAAAGCACCCCCAGUGUUGUUUAUUAAUAUGCCAGUGUUAGGAGUUGUACGUUUGAUUUACAUAGGGGAGAAAAUAAUUAUAUUUACAGAAUAAAGGAGUCUUUAUAUGAAUAGUGUUAGAGAAUUAUAUAAACAAGAACAUCAGUCUCAAAUGAUUGACAUCUGGGAGAUAUAGUUAAUGUGCACAUCAUGUGGAUAAACCUUUUCUUAUAGCAAUAGAUGCUUAGCAUUGUACAAGUUAUAUACCAGAGGAAUUACUGAGGGGAAACUGAUUUUAUUUAAUGAGACACAAUAUCAGUAACCGGUACAUACGUGAUCAUAAUCAGUUUAAUUUAAAUGGCUCCUAUAACCUACAUGUAUACUGGGUAUGUAAUAUGUGUGUCAUGUGAUCAUAAUCAGUUUAAUUUAAAUGGCUACUAUAACCUACAUGUAUACUGGGUAUGUAAUAUGUAUGUCAUGUUCUGUAACUUGAUAUUAUGUCUGUUAGAUGUUUUCAUGUUAGUUAGAAGCCACAAGAACUGAUAAUAGCACAUACUGUAUAUAUAUAUAAAGGGAACAUUUAUAUGUCUGAUAAAUCCCUUUGUAUCAAGAGCACAAGUGUUAGGUAUAUUUAUACCAUUGUGUGCAUAUAUCAUGUAAUGCUGCUGUUUACUAUAUAAUGAUAUACAAUGUUUUUUCAUGCAAAUAAAAAGUGAUUGUAAUCCA
Bombina bombina (fire-bellied toad) is the source of this 2507-nucleotide messenger RNA. Its product is annotated as gastrula zinc finger protein XlCGF26.1-like. NCBI's taxonomy places the organism in Eukaryota, Metazoa, Chordata, Amphibia, Anura, Bombinatoridae. The transcript is spliced from 2 exons. Gene Ontology annotation, molecular function: DNA-binding transcription factor activity; RNA polymerase II cis-regulatory region sequence-specific DNA binding. Bases 99 to 1448 code for a protein of 449 amino acids. Gene Ontology annotation, biological process: regulation of transcription by RNA polymerase II. The record is from RefSeq and is a predicted model, not a curated record.